This is a messenger RNA of Prorocentrum cordatum, 614 nucleotides long. The record is from the annotation of a GenBank genome assembly. NCBI's taxonomy places the organism in Eukaryota, Dinophyceae, Prorocentrales, Prorocentraceae.
GUGGCAUUGUCUUUACUAGCGUUUACUUUGUGACGGCGAUAGGCAUGACUGGAGAAAAUCUUGCUAUACUUUGGGCAGUUGUGCAGAGGAUAGCUCAGUGGCAGGCUCUGGGACUGGACUGGGUUAUAGGCGGUGAUUGGAACUGCGACUUCUAUGCCGUCAAUGUCAAGGGAUGGGUCGAGAAGCUUGCUGGCUUGGCGUUUGUUCCUUCGGAGGCCACGUGCAUUACCGACGCUGGUUCUUCCAAGAUUGAUUAUUUUCUGGCCGCCAGCAACCUGGUUCCCAGACUUGACAGGCGAGAGUAUCGAGACUCCAAGGUGGCUGCGUGGGCCACGGCGAAGCGUUGGGUUGCCCACCUGCGGUCGGAGAAGGACAAGCUGCACCGUUUUUGUGAGCGGCUUCGAAUAUGUAGUGCGGUGUGCACGUUAACUGAGAUGCAGUACUUCAAGGUGCUGCAGGCGUUCGACGAGGCUGGAAGAUACUGUGACAAGAUUUCUGCUGAGCAGUGGGUGCUCAAGGAAUUGGGUGAGGAGUUCAGUGAAUUUCUGCAAGAAGGGUUGGUGAUGAUAGUCGAUCCUAUUUUUGAGAGUAUCACCGAUGCCAUAUCCACCCAG